AAGGUGUUCCUCUUGCUCUUAAAGUGUUAGGUUCCUAUCUAUUUAAAAGGACAAAAGAAGAUUGGGAAAGUGCUCUAGAAAAUUUGGAAAGAGCUUAUCAUAUGGAUAUCCAUAAAGUAUUAAAAGUAAGUUAUGAUAGGCUAAAUUAUGAACAACAGCAAGUAUUUUUGGAUAUUGCAUGUUUCUUGAAAGGGUGUGAAAGAGAUCUUAUACAAGUACUCUUGGAUCCCCGUGGCAACACCUCACAUCAUAAUAUAAAUGUUCUCAUUGAAAUGAGUCUCAUAACUACCUCAUCCAACAUCAUGACAACCUCACCACCCAACGUCAUAAGUAUAACAAUGCAUGAUCUACUUCAAAAAAUGGGUAGACAAAUCGUUCGCGAAGAAUCAGCUAAUAAUCCUGAGAAACAUAGUAGGUUGUGGGAUCCUGAGGAUAUCUGCUCAGUAUUGAAAAACAAUACGGUGACAGGAACUGUUCGAAGCAUAAGCUUGGAUAUGUCUAAAGCAGGAAAGAUACAUUUAGAACCUGAAGCUUUCAAUGAGAUGCAUAACCUAAGGUUCUUGGAAGCCUACGGCUUCACGCGUGGUGUCAGGGUAUAUGGUUUUGAAGACCUUAAAUCUAAUUUCUCUGAGCUAAGGUACCUUAGUUGGUUUAAUUAUCCUGCCAAAUCAUUGCCACCAAAUUUUGAUCCAGAGAACCUUGUUGCACUCUACAUGACAUAUAGCGAAGUUAAGCGACUUUGGACUUGUGACAAGAAUCUUAACAAUUUGACACAUAUUGACCUCAGUCACUCCCAGAAUCUACUCAAAAUGCCAAAUCUCUCAUUUUGUCCAAAUCUUGAGAGCCUGAUUCUACAAGGUUGUACAAAAUUGUAUGUGGAUUUCUCAUCUAUCCGUGAUCUCAAUAAGCUUGUCCUCUUGAAUCUAAGAGAAUGUAAAAGCUUUCAAAGUCUUCCAAUCAACCCUGGUUGGAGAUCUCUUCGAAAACUUAUUCUCUCCAAGUGUUCAAAUCUCAAAACAGUUCCAUAUAUCCCCGAUACAGUAGAAGAGUUAUUUUUAGAUGGAACUGCAAUAAAAGAAUUGUCGUCAUUAAAGCAUCUUUCCAGCUUAAAAAUAUUGAGUCUUGAAAAUUGCUCAAAGCUAGAGAGUCUCCCAGAGAACAUUGGUGAGUCAGAAAAUCUUCGAAUAGUUAUUCUCUCCAAUUGUUCAAAGAUCAAAACAGUUCCAUGCAUCCCUAGUAGUGUAGAAGAAUUAUAUUUGGAUGGAACUGCAAUCAAAGAAUUGCCGCCAUUAGAGCAUCUGUCUAUGCUAGUAACAUUGAGUCUUAAAAAUUGUUUAAGACUAGAGAGUCUCCCAGAGAGCAUUUGUGAGGUUAAAUCUCUUCAAUGUCUUUAUCUUUCGGGUUCUUCAAAACUUGACAGCUUGCCUAACGGCCUGAAAAAUUUAGAAGCACUGGAGGAACUUGAAGUGGAGGGAAUUGGUAUAAGAGAUAUAUCGUCAUUGACUUUAACAUGUUUGAACAACCUUAAGAUAUUAUCUUUCCAGAGAUGUGGGCUUCAGAAGCCACCGGUUUCCCUACUGUUACAGUUACCGGCCUGCCACAAACUGGAGCAGCUAAAUCUGGAAGACUGUUGUAUUGAAGUGUUACCCGAAAAUUUUAGCGAAUUACGCUCACUGAGAUUUUUGUAUCUUGGCUGAAACAAUUUUGAGAGUCUGCCAGAGGGUAUCAAAGACCUGUCUAAUUUGUGUGAGCUUGAUUUAAGCAAUUGCCAGAGGCUGAAAUCCUUACCGCAAUUUCCAGAUAAGUUACGACGUAUAGAAGUAAA
Messenger RNA from Pistacia vera, 1825 nucleotides. Its product is annotated as disease resistance-like protein DSC1. Bases 102 to 1697 code for a protein of 531 amino acids. The transcript is spliced from 3 exons. Lineage: Eukaryota; Viridiplantae; Streptophyta; Magnoliopsida; Sapindales; Anacardiaceae. Gene Ontology annotation, biological process: defense response. The record is from RefSeq and is a predicted model, not a curated record.